Molecule: messenger RNA, 715 nt
Organism: Drosophila serrata
Lineage: Eukaryota; Metazoa; Arthropoda; Insecta; Diptera; Drosophilidae
Gene: Ptth
Product: Prothoracicotropic hormone
Cellular component (GO): extracellular region
Molecular function (GO): cytokine activity; prothoracicotrophic hormone activity
Source: RefSeq, a predicted model, not a curated record
AAUAGAUCGAGUAGGAUGCCCUGGUUGCCAUUUCCCAUAGCGCUGGCGCUGUUGAUCCUGACAAAUAAAGGAUAUGCCACCAGUCGGUACCCCACUGAUGGAGUUUACGAGGAGAUUGUUGGCCUGAGACGCUGCGAGCCCCAGUGCCUGGAAGAUCCGGUGGAGGACGAGCAGCAGCCGGAUCGCAGUACCUCCAAGAUGCUGAAUGCCAUUUUUGGCUUCUCACCCAGUACUCCUCACCCGAUGGAGGCGACAGCAUCACCGCGGGCCAUGCCCCAUCAGUUGCCGCCGAUGUACUACAACGACUUCUAUGAGGACUUGCUGACCACCAAGCGGAAUGAUGUCCACUCCGCUGGCUGUGAUUGUAAAGUUACGAACGAGCUGCUGGAUUUGGGCAGCCAGGCCUUUCCUCGCUACCUAAUGAACGCAGUUUGCGAGUCGCGCUCGGGUAAGGAUAUGGCCAAGUGCACUAAUGGCUCCAAUUGCCGCCCGCUGGAGUACAAGGUGAAGGUUCUAACGCAGGAUACUCCCUCUGGCUCCACCUCCUGGCUGAACAGGGACAUGGCCCAACCGUGGCAAUUCAAAACCGUUACCGUAACCGCCGGCUGCUUCUGUGCCAAGUGAUGAAUCGAUGGAAUAGUUGGUGAAAGGAAUGUGAAUGGUGAAAGAAGUGUGAGAUAUAUUUGUAUAUUAAAGCGCCAAACAGACGUCAGAA